AUGGGUGAAGCCUUGGUUUAUGAAGAUACUCCUUUCGCCGACUAUCUUUCUGAAAUUGGUAGUAAGGAAGAACUAACCAAACAACCGGAGAUUUACGAAUUAGAAGCUUCACAAAGUGAAGGAAACUCUCAAUCCAGAUUCUCGCACCUCUUACACGAAGUUUUUGAUUAUCUUCAUGAAACGUUGUCAACGGCACUUCCUCUGCAAGAAGAGAACGAGUUUGAAGAACGUUUCAAAUAUCUGCUAUGCACUUCACAUCUCUUAAACGACACCCUAUCGAUAUACUUUUACGAUAGCAGAAAACCAAACCCUAUCGAUAAAAAAGAAGCUGGACUGUAUUUUGGAGGAAUCUCACGGCGUAGUUUUGAGAUCCUGUUGAGUUCAUUGAUCGGACUGACUGUGGAGGCGUUCAUAAGUUAUAGCGAAGCCAUAUUAUUGAUGCAACCAGAAAUCUCAAAAAGUAAUUUAACCAUCAUGUAUAAUAUGUAUAACAUCACUCCCUGUCCGGAAGGUGAUGUAUGGGACGUGGAGGAUGAAAAAGAAAAAUAUACUCUUGAGAACCUGAAGCAAUGUUUUCAGAUGAUGCACGCAAAACGAAGAGAAUGUCUUUGUCACUUUCUUGCAUUGGAUGUAAUGACUCCUGGAAGAGAUUCUCAUCGAAGAGAUUACGAGUAUCAUUGGGCUGCAGUUAAUGGUCAUUUAGAUAGAGCGGGUAUAAUAACUGGAAGUUAUUUGGAUAGAAUUAACGUUGCUUCUGCUAACACUGUGCAAACGCCGAAGCAAGACAUUUUGUUGCAACCAACACCUACGACGAUCACGAACAAAAAACUUAAAGCCUACCUUCAUCGCUUGGCUUCUAUCGAACAGCAUAUUCGUUGUGUCCAGGCGAAAUUGUACAUCUGUAAUGAGGAUGCUCGCAAAUAUUUUGAAAAUGAUGCUGAAGGAAAUAGAGAACAACUGCUGAGUCAAUAUGAAUCAAUAACAAAAGAUUUUACGUACAUGUUCCAAGAAUGGGAAGAUGGAAAGAAAGCACUAAAAGAUAUAAUAGAGCCAUCAUCCGCUGAUUCUGAUAUGAGUUCUAGUCUUCCAUCGCUUGAUGGGGAUACAGAAACCCUAAAUGAUUCGGAUGAGAAUGUUUCCGAAAAAGCGCUUACUAUUGAUUGGUCACAAAUAGAUGAACCUCUGGAUGUACAAGAACAAGUUUUCGUGGCAGAAGUAGAGGCUGAACAAAUAACGAAGGCGAAAGCAAGGGCAGCAAAGGCUGACUCGGAACGGAUGGUGCAUGAAUUAAAGGAUGUGUUGUUGGUACGACGGAGGCCAAAGAGCUUUGAGGAUGAGAUUCUACAGCCUUCGAAGAAUUUUGAGCGAAUACAGAUUCAGGGUGCUCGUGAAGUCGUAACAAACUGA
Molecule: messenger RNA, 1407 nt
Organism: Acaulospora colombiana
Lineage: Eukaryota; Fungi; Glomeromycota; Glomeromycetes; Diversisporales; Acaulosporaceae
Source: the annotation of a GenBank genome assembly